Molecule: messenger RNA, 1860 nt
Organism: Puntigrus tetrazona (Sumatra barb)
Lineage: Eukaryota; Metazoa; Chordata; Actinopteri; Cypriniformes; Cyprinidae
Product: cation channel sperm-associated protein 2-like
Exons: 11
Coding region: 76-1638 (520 amino acids)
Biological process (GO): sperm capacitation; fertilization; flagellated sperm motility
Cellular component (GO): CatSper complex; membrane
Molecular function (GO): calcium-activated cation channel activity
Source: RefSeq, a predicted model, not a curated record
CGCACGGAUGUGCAAACCGGAGCUCUUCAAAGUAACCAAAGUGUGGCAUCUCACUAGUGGGUUUUCAGCAGCGUCAUGCUGCCGCAAUCAGCCAAUCAGGACUCGGGAACACACACUUCCGGACAGCCCACAAUGAGCAAUGAAACCCGCGAGUCAAACCAACGCGAGGACAGCAUCUCCAGUGUGGAAAACCUUUCUCCGAGAGCGCAGGUUAUCCGAUCAAAACUCCUGAACAUGGCGGACCUCUGCGGCCUCCUCCCGGCGCUCGAGGAGCACAAAGACAGGCCGCAACACAGCGUCAAGGAUGUGACCGAUCUGGAGCGAUACACCAGUCUGGAGAAUGAAUAUAAUCAUUUAGUGAAGUUUGAAAUCAGUUACCACAGAAGAAAAAACAUUACUCUGGAGCAACGCAGACUGAAUCGGGUGCUGAACCGUCAUUCCAGAUACCCUCCUCUGAAUAUGUUUGCACACUGGAUCCUAGAGAGUAGUCCGUUUAGAGCUCUAAUGCUUUUCCUUGUCAUUUUGAAUGUUUCUUUACUAUCAGUAGAAGCAGAGUUUCAUGACUAUAAGGAUCUGAGAAUAGACAUCCUUUUGGUGGUUCUACAGCUACUGAACUGGUCUAUACUACAAGUUUACGUUUUGGAAAUCAUCCUGAAGUGGCUGGACGACUUCUGGCUGUUUUGGAAAUGCCCAUGGAACGUCUUUGACUUCGCCGUGACUCUGAUGCCUAUUCUUCCAGCGAUCGUCCCCGAGACCUUCAGAGGUGCGUUAAUAUCGCAAAAUUUUUUAAAACUUCUCGUCCAGUUUCGUGUCCUCCGGUGUUUGAAAAUCGUUUCCAGAUUCCAGGAUAUUCGUCUCAUGUUGCAGAUAAUCUACCAUGCAUUUGGGACCGUGAAAUUGAUUUUCCCAGUCUUGUUAAUGAGCUUUUUAGUUUUUGCUGUGUUUGGAGUAGUUCUGUUUGAAAAAUACACCAGCUCCAACGUUGAAGGACUGCUCUACAAGAAUGAUUUCAAAGAUUUAUCCAGAGCAUUCAUCACACUCUUCAGUAUUUUUACCUUGGAGCACUGGCUUGAUUUACUAAAAGACAUUCAGAGAGUUCCAGAGCUAAACCAUAAACUCUGUAGCUUGUUCAUUAUGGCGUGGUUAAUUUUCGGAGCCUUGAUGACCUGUGUUUUUAUGAUCCUUAUAAUUGAUGACUUUCAGGAAGUUCGUAACAAUCUCUCCAAAGAGGUGCAGCAAUUGAAAAUCCUGCGCAAAGCAGAGUUGUUCAAAGCAAGUCAUAUGGGAAUGUCAGCCGCUGUGUUUCAUUCACUUACAAAUUCACUUUGUUAUUUCAGUGCAAUAAGCCAAACAAACCAACUAAAGGACCACAAACCUAUCAAAGAUGAGGAAGAACAACCAAGUCCAAAUGUUAAUUCGGAUGGCCAUACCUCGAGACACGAGCUGGAGUGGGACAAGGGUCUGGAGGCAUUUAUUCAGGCGGCUGAGUUUCAGGACGACUGUGAGACAGAGUGCUGGCGUGAAGACAAUCUCUACAGGUAUUUCCAGCUGAUGGAAAAGCUCCAGCACAACCUAGAGGAGACUGACCGGCUCCAGGAUAUAUUAGUUCAGGGUUUCCUUAACCUGUAUGAAUGCUGAGAAAAGAUAGAAGAAUGCAUCAGCAAACCUGCUCUGACUUCUGUUCUGCCUCACAGGUUGAAAAAAAUCCACACAGUUCACACUCUUUCUAAUAAAUUAAUUGUGUAUAAAUUUAAAUUAUAGUUUAAAUAAUAAACCUUUUCAUCUUUAUGAUAUAUUGUAAUGAUACCUACUUGUUGGCAAUUGACUGUUUUUAAUUCAUUCUAUAAAUUAUAUAAUUAA